CUAUGCUUAUCCUCCUUGGAGCUUCAUUAUUACGUCUGCUUGGGCGGUGACGUACUGGUCGGUCGUAGCCACUUCUAAAGUAUCCAUCGUAUUUAGUUGUGUGAAAACGAAAACACCGAAAACCUUCGUCUUAGAUUUCAUUCAAAAUUCAGGUGACUAACCGUAAAAGGUGUUAAAAAAAUGGCAACUGCAGCGGAAAAUGGUGCUCCCAAAACGGAACUGCAGGAGUUGCAGAUGAAAUCCAACCAAGUCACCGAUGAGUCGUUGGAGAGCACUCGUCGGAUGAUGCUGUGUGCGAAGAGCCAAGAUGUUGGUGCCAAAACUCUUGAAAAUUUGCACGGACAAGGCGAACAACUGGACCGCAUUGAAGAGGGUAUGGACCAAAUUAAUGCGGAUAUGAAAGAAGCCGAGAGUAAUCUGGCAGGCAUGGAGAAGUGCUGCGGGCUGUGCGUCCUUCCCUGCAACAAAUCGUCGCAAUUCAAGGAAGAUGAGGGAACGUGGAAAGGCAACGACGAUGGUAAAAUAGUCAACAAUCAGCCAACUAGGGUCAUGGAUGACCGCAACGGAAUUGGUCCAGCAGGCGGUUACAUUGCCAAGAUCAGCAAAGACGCCCGAGAAGGUGAAAUGGAAGAAAAUAUGACCCAAGUCAGCACCAUGAUUGGAAAUUUGCGCAACAUGGCCAUCGAUAUGGGCUCCGAAAUCGAAAACCAAAACAGACAAUUGGAUCGUAUUAACGCCAAGGGCGAAUCCAAUGAGAACAGGAUAGGUGUCGCCAAUCAGCGUGCUGGACAAUUACUCAAGAAGGCCUAAGGAAAUUCAUUAAUGGACGGAAAUUAACUCUACAAAAGGGAAGAAAAACAAACAGAAAGCUGUCUUUGUCUACCGGUGCGGAAAAAAAAGAAAAAUAGGUGGAUAAAAAAAGAAAUAAAAGGAUUCUGACUUUGUUUAUGUUUCUGAUAUCACAGUAUUUGUUUAUUUGAACAUGUCGCUUUCGGCGGCAUCUUACGAUAAGUGCUUGACAACUUCUUACUUACGACCGUAUCUAGUUGUAUUUCUCUCCUUGUAUCGAUUCCGUUUCCAAAUUUGUGCAAUAACGCUUCCGACCACGAAUUUUCUGAAAUCAAACAUCACAAUUAAUUUUUUUCUUCUUUUUCUUUCCUUUUCUUUCCCUUCCCGAUAGCACUCUUGGCUUGUGAACCCCUUCGUUGUUUGGUUUCAUUUUUCAGUUUCUCCAUGUGCUGUCUGCCGUUUAAGUUAUCCCAAUUUUUACAUGUACAGUUCAUGUUCCUGUGGCUUUGUAUUUGCUCGUGGCUGGACAACAGAUGCUUCGUUUUCUUUUUUCUUUCUUUUCAAUGUUUUUCCCUCUUUUUUUUUUUUUUUUAUUUUUUUUUUGGAACUGCAAGGCAUGUUAGAUUUCCCGUGACUCGAUACCGUCUGAAGUCCCUUUGACCUGAUACAUUUUCGUUGGUUCCUUGUUCACAAGUUCGUCCAUCUCCAAACUUUCGUUUUUGAUUGAUGAGCGCGCCAGUUAGAUUUUUUUUCACCCCUUUUUUUUUUUUCUUUUGUUGAUACCGAAACUGCAUUUACUUUACGCUAGCCUUAGACCUCCUCUCCGGUUGUGGACGCACAAUCCUGCUAAUUAGGAAAAAAAAAAAAGAAAAGGAAAGAAAAUGUUCCAUAGCAAUUGGAAACCUUCCUUGUCCAUGAUUGGCAGAAAGAGAAAAAGUCGGUUAGUCGGAUACCUUUGCCAAAGAAAAGUCAUUGCUAGGUUGGGAGGAGGAAAAAAAUGGGUUUGCAAGAGGAGGGGAAGAAGCGGCACUUUGACAAGUUUCAGUUUUAUCUCCUUUGUUUGUUGUGAUAAUCGAAAACAAAAAUUCAGUAAUAAGUUACGUGAAGGACUUUCUUUGGGUUCAUCUGCAUGACGUUCGUUACAUCGAAAUACGGAGAAUCAUUAUGUGCUACGUGAACCGACUCAACUGAAGAUGCAAAAGAAAAAGCGAAAAACAAAACAAACAAAAAAAACCAAACAAUAACAGAACAAGAACGACUGGGACAUUUUAGCUAGUUGGGCGUGGUUUUGCUAUCGCUGAGAAUUCUGGUCGGCUGUUUCAUCUUUUUUCAUAAGCAUAGUUCUCUUUUUCUUAUAGUCCAUUUUUAAAACUAUGUGUCUCUCAUUAAUCCGUUUACUUGUGUCUAGAUGUUGAUAUUAGUUUAUCUAGCUUUAGCCAUUCCUGAUACAACUCCAUUAUUAGUGCUCUCUAUUCUUAACCUCCCUGGCCCAAACGCAACCAGCAACCGUUUAUACACACUUCAAUAUCGUCUUGUUGGUUUUCUGUUUUCUUACGAAAUAUUACUCCAAGGUAAAAGUGGCGGUAGUGGUACUCCUCUCCACGCUGUUUGUACUUGCUGGUUAUAAUACUAUAAUACACAUUUAGACCUUA
Messenger RNA from Daphnia magna, 2441 nucleotides. RefSeq names its product synaptosomal-associated protein 25-like. NCBI's taxonomy places the organism in Eukaryota, Metazoa, Arthropoda, Branchiopoda, Diplostraca, Daphniidae. The coding region runs from base 181 to 810 and encodes 209 amino acids. The record is from RefSeq and is a predicted model, not a curated record. Gene Ontology annotation, cellular component: SNARE complex; plasma membrane. Gene Ontology annotation, molecular function: SNAP receptor activity; syntaxin binding. Gene Ontology annotation, biological process: synaptic vesicle fusion to presynaptic active zone membrane; exocytosis; synaptic vesicle priming. The transcript is spliced from 8 exons.